Didymodactylos carnosus is the source of this 561-nucleotide messenger RNA. The record is from the annotation of a GenBank genome assembly. Lineage: Eukaryota; Metazoa; Rotifera; Eurotatoria; Philodinida; Philodinidae.
AUGGGCUUUGCCAAAGGAACGAAAGUGUCACGUCUGAAUGAAUCUCAGAUACAAUAUCUCACUGAGAAGUUCGAUGAGGGUGUACAACCCAGAAUUCGAUGGAAACCAGAGGAAGUAUCAGCUGAAAUGCAACGAAAGAACGAUUUGAAGGAUAGAUUCUAUUUUACACCGGCCGAGUUUUUAAAACCUGGUCUGAUCAGAUCGUUUUUUUCACGUUUGAAAGCGAUACAUGAAAAGCAAACAGAAACAGUAGUUGUAGACGAAGUGGAGGAGGAAGAUGACGAUGAAUUUGACGAUAAUCAGGUAGUUGAAGAGACUGAGCAAAGAAAUAAUUUAAGAAAUUCAAUGGGAAUUAGCAAUGAACAAUCAUCACCUCCAGCUUCCUCUAGAAACCGAACAGUGUCACCAGAUAAAAGAGCUGGAUCAACGACUGAUGUUCGUCCGGCUAAAAAACGUUCGUCAUCGAGGAAACGUACUGGUGUCAAACAAAAUAUUGAAAUAUUUAUAAUACGUCUGUCUAUAGCCACUUGUACCUUCAUCAGCGUACUUGAUUUAAUAUAA